Penicillium daleae is the source of this 2847-nucleotide messenger RNA. RefSeq names its product oxysterol-binding protein related protein OSH3. Gene Ontology annotation, molecular function: sterol binding. Gene Ontology annotation, cellular component: perinuclear endoplasmic reticulum; intracellular membrane-bounded organelle; cytosol. The coding region runs from base 1 to 2847 and encodes 948 amino acids. The record is from RefSeq and is a predicted model, not a curated record. NCBI's taxonomy places the organism in Eukaryota, Fungi, Ascomycota, Eurotiomycetes, Eurotiales, Aspergillaceae. The transcript is spliced from 2 exons. Gene Ontology annotation, biological process: piecemeal microautophagy of the nucleus; endocytosis; maintenance of cell polarity.
AUGGCGGCAAUGGAGGAGCUGGAGAUCCAUAGCAAGUCGUACUUCGUACGAUGGAUCAACGUCGGCGCCAACCACACCAUCUCCUGGAGUAUUCAGCCGCACAAGAAGUCGGUGAACUUUGGAAUCUUCAAGCACCCCGGCCAGUCCAGUCUGAGCUCCCAUCUGCCCGCCUCCGACUCCCACAGCACCGAUUCGACCGAGAACCUACCCGCCACGGCCGCCAACGCGGGCACCUCCCGGAACCAACAGUCCACCGUCAUCGAGAAGCUCACGGCUAUUGGUCUCAAGUCGAUCAAGUGGAUUGGCAAGUGUGAGGCAGAUCGCAUCUCUCAGGGCACCUACGAUGUGCCAGCCAGUGAGGCGGGCAAUUACGCGCUGGUUUUCGACAAUACCUUCUCCAAACAAAUCUCCAAGACGGUCACUCUCGUGCUCCUGACCUACCCAACUGGUCUACACCCCCAUGGAUCCGCGCCGCCGUCCAUCGCACGCUCCCACGCGGGCGGCUCCUCCGAUUCCCUGCCCCAGCCCCGAACGCGCCGGCGCGGAAACAGCAAAUCCACCCUGAGCGCGCAGGUGUCGGACUCGUCGGUGCACACGGGAUUGCUGCAGAAGCGUCGGCGGAAGAGACACCAGGGCUGGGCGCGUCGUUUCUUCUCGCUGGACUUUACCUCGUCGACGCUGUCGUAUUACCAUGACCCGAACUCGUCCACGCUGCGCGGUGCUAUUCCACUCUCGUUGGCGGCGGUGGCUACCAACGAAAAGUCGCGCGAGAUUUCGAUCGAUUCAGGCACAGAGAUUUGGCAUCUCCGCGCAAGUAACGAUCAAGACUUUCUGUCUUGGAGGCGCGCGCUGGAAAGAGCUUCGUCAAAGGACUCGCCGAACCAGAAUGAACUCCAUGUUGUAGGAAGGCCACCGCAGCUUCGCCUGACGACGCCGGGACACCCUUCGCCAGAGGAAGAGGCUGAGUGGGCGCAUGUUGAGAAGCUGGUCAGCAAGGUCUCCGGUUCGCGAGAUGCGGUGCGCCGUCUAGCUAGGGAUACCGACCCCAAGUAUCUGGUGUCUCCGGCCCCGUCGCCCAUCGAACCGCCGGGUGGUCGUUCCCCGAGUCCCGGUCCUGCUGCCCAUGAUGCGCCAAGCGCAGAUCCCAAGCGGUCAUUCUGGAAGCGCAAGACCAGUGGGAGCUCGCAAACUAACUCCAAACGGCCGCCCGGUCCUGAACAGACCAACUCCAGCUCGUCCCAGUUGGUUGUGCCAAAGCCAAACGGAAAUGGUAGACCUGCAAGCAUUGCCAGUCAUGCUGAUGGCAUGGAUGAGAUUCAUGAUAACCUGAUGGCUGUGCUGCGUGAUCUUGACCAUGCGGUCUCGGAGUUCUCGACGCUGAUCGCUGAGAGUAAACACCGCCGACACCCGCCGCGGUCUGCCAUCGUUCCUCGGAAGAGUAUGGAGUCAGAUAUCUCGCAAGAAUUCUUUGAUGCAACGGAUGGAGGCGCGGCGUCUCCGCUGUUGACUAUCCAAGAUAGCGACAACGAAGAUGCUGCGGAUGCUGCCGAGAACGUUGAAGAUGAUGCACCUUCAGACAGCGAAGAUGAGACUGAGGCUACAACUCCGCACGACACCAGCAGUGCCUCUCCCUUGUUCCCAGCCCGUCCGAAAUCCCUCGCGCCAUUACCUCUUGACAAGAUUCGUCGACGUCAGAACAUCACAGCGCCAACGGUUCUUCCUCCCAGUUUGAUCGGGUUCCUACGCAAAAACGUCGGCAAGGACUUGUCUACGAUAUCCAUGCCCGUCUCUGCCAACGAGCCUCUGUCCUUACUCCAGCGUGCUGCAGAGAUCAUGGAAUACUCUUCACUCCUCGACCAAGCAGCCCAAGCCUCUGACCCCGUCGAACGUCUCAUGUACGUAACCGCAUUUGCCCUCUCCUCGCUAUCCAGCAACCGUGUCCGCGAACGCUCCAUCCGCAAACCAUUCAACCCCAUGCUCGGCGAGACCUACGAGCUCAUCCGUGAAGACCAAGGCUUCCGCUUCAUCGCAGAGAAGGUCUCCCACCGACCUGUCCAACUCGCCUACCAAGCCGACAGUCGCGAAUGGAGCCUAGCACAAUCGCCCAUGCCCAGCCAGAAAUUCUGGGGCAAGUCCGCUGAAAUCACGACCGAGGGCCGCGUGCGGAUCACCCUACACGCCACCGGCGAGCGCUUCAGCUGGACACCCGCAACCUCCUUCCUACGCAACAUCAUCGCCGGCGAGAAAUACGUCGAGCCUGUCGGUGAAUUGGCCGUUUCCAACGAGUCCACCGGCCACCGCUCCAUCUCCACCUUCAAGUCCGGCGGUAUGUUCUCCGGUCGCAGCGAAGAAGUUACCACCCGCGCCAUCGACUCGUACAAUCAACCCAUCUCCCUGGGCCUAGCGGGUACAUGGCCCGCCUCUCUCAGUCUCACCCGCGACGGCAGUCCCUCCGGCAAACCUAUCUGGACCGCCGGCCCCCUCGUCCCCAGCGCCCCCAAGCACUACGGCCUAACAGCCUUUGCCGUAGCCCUGAAUGAAAUCACAUCUAUCGAAGAAGGUCGUCUACCCGUGACAGAUUCCCGACUGAGACCUGACCAGCGCGCGCUGGAGGAGGGUGACCUCGAUCGCGCGGAGGAAGUCAAAGUCCAGCUUGAGGAGGGUCAGCGUGCGCGUAGGCGCGAGAUGGAAGCCGCGGGUGAGAAUUGGACGCCGAGGUGGUUUACGCGGGUGAGUGAGGAUUCGGAUGGGGAGGUUGUGUGGCGGUUGAAGGGUGGGAAGGAUGGGUAUUGGGAUGAGAGGGCGAAGGGGGGUUGGACGGGUGUUGUGCCUGUUUUUGAGGAUUAA